Molecule: messenger RNA, 1149 nt
Organism: Camellia sinensis
Lineage: Eukaryota; Viridiplantae; Streptophyta; Magnoliopsida; Ericales; Theaceae
Molecular function (GO): zinc ion binding
Source: RefSeq, a predicted model, not a curated record
CCAUUUUGGAUCUCUCUCUUAUUCUUCUCUCUCCAUAGCGAGAGAAGACACCUACUACAGCACAACAGUAGUCUUAUGUAAAGUAUAUGGAUAUGUAUGCAUAGAGAGAGACAGAGAGAGAGAGAAAGAGGGGGGUUACUGUGAUUUCUCUUUCCUCCAUUUUCAGAGAUUGAAGAGCCCUCAAAAACCUUCAAAUUUUGUGGGGGUAUUAAUGAUCUCAGUGUCGCAUUGCCUUUACAUGAGGAAUCUGUCUCUGGGUCUUGCAAAUGGAAACUGUAGACAAGUCCCAUGUUGAUUUGGAAGACGCCGGUGGUGCUGGUGGCGCCGCCUUGAGCGACGGAGGAAGUGACGAUCUUAGCUCCACCGCCGGCGCGUCGUCAAGCCUCUCUGGUGCUGAGAUUGUGGGUGUGAGGAGGGAAUCCUCUGCGUCGGAGUGUUCGGUAGAGUUGGAUCUGGAAGCUGGGGUCCCACAGGUUAAGGUACAUUUGGCAAAAUCUGAGAGGGAUUGUAGGAUUUGUCAUCUGAGCUUGGAUGCAACUAACCAAGAAUCUAAUGGAAUCCCUAUUGAAUUGGGUUGCUCUUGUAAAGAUGAUUUAGCUGCAGCCCACAGACAUUGUGCUGAGGCUUGGUUCAAGAUUAAGGGCAACAAAACCUGUGAGAUAUGCGGAUCAACUGCACGCAACGUUGUUGGUGCAAACGAAACCGAGUUGAUGGAACAAUGGAAUGAAGCAAAUGACAGUGCAGCUGCAGCAGCAUUGACACCAGCACCCCUAUCAGAGACCCGAAACUUCUGGCAGGGCCAUCGGUUUCUCAACUUCCUACUGGCUUGUAUGGUCUUCGCCUUUGUCAUCUCCUGGCUGUUUCACUUCAAAGUGCCCUCAUGAAAUCUGAUAAGAGGCCAAUGAAACAAAUCAAACAAGCUUCAUUCAAGUCUUGUAGCAUUGUUUGCUUCCCAUUCUGAGUUGGAAAAAACAAAUCUGUAUGCCAGUGUUGUUUAUAUUAGUCUCGGAGCUUUAGGAGACUUGUACUUGAUGUUGUAUUAUUGUUUUUUUUUUCCUUGCAUGAUCUUAGAUAUAACUAUGUAAUGUUGUAACAUUGUGCCUCAUGCGCUGAUGUAUCGAAUCUCUUCAUCUGUCAUCUUUCCCUUCC